Molecule: messenger RNA, 968 nt
Organism: Somion occarium
Lineage: Eukaryota; Fungi; Basidiomycota; Agaricomycetes; Polyporales; Cerrenaceae
Source: the annotation of a GenBank genome assembly
AUACAAAAAGAGAGGCAAUACGUCUAGUAAAGAAAGUCCAACCACCUCACAAUUAAACUAGCACUGCAGAGGAAGUUCCAGAAACUAUAACUUGAACUGUUCCCAUGGCCAACAUGGAGGACGAACAUCCGGUCAAAAAUCAUGCGCCGGGAGUUGACUAUGAAUAUCCCCAUAUGACCCCGCACCGCUGGGUUGGCGGUUAUUACAUCACUCAAGAGACCGCUCGCAACAAGUUAAUGCCGGCCCUGGGAUACGAAUCUCCGGAACCUGACGACUACGACAGGAACCAUGACAUGCAUUACCUUAUCAACCAUUAUUUGGCGGAAAACGACGUAAUGACCGCAAUGGCAUGUCUGCACAGACUUGAGCCCACAGAAAAGGGAGGUGUCCUCUUGGCUACGCAUAUUGAAAUCUUGCCAUGCCCAUGUUUGCCGGGUCAAAAAAUGGAAGAGGAUGCACAUGAUAUUGAGAUAAAGAACUGGCUGCUGACAACGGGCAAUCUCGACGAGAUGGAGGUGAAAUGGGUUCAUGUGGUCGAUACGAUGACAACCGAGCUUUUGGGAAUCGAGGGUAUCAAGCCAGAGAAGGCGUGGAACUACGAAGCUCUGCUGAAGCCGACUCCAACCAUUACUAUGGAGCAGUUUGCAAAGGAGAUAAUGGCCCAAGGCGAAAUGGUGCUCCGACGGCGAUAUGAGGAAGAAGUUAAAGGGAGGUUGGAAAAUCAGGUGAAGAAGUGAAGGGUAGAUCUGAACCAGGGUAGUAUGUAACGAAAUGCCAAUCCCUUAAAUGUCCGAUUUCUUACAACAUGAUUAAUUGUCCUAACAUUGUUUCCAGAGCGAGGUGGAUAUAUAUCUUACGUGCUACAGAAUCAGCGGAAAUAUCAGCCACAUGUGCAUACCAUGGCGAGGGAGACUUUAAAGUUACAUUUUGAUAUGCUUAACUUCAUAACGGACCACCGAUAUUAGCCC